Messenger RNA from Musca domestica (house fly), 917 nucleotides. RefSeq names its product dnaJ homolog subfamily C member 30, mitochondrial. NCBI's taxonomy places the organism in Eukaryota, Metazoa, Arthropoda, Insecta, Diptera, Muscidae. The coding region runs from base 108 to 776 and encodes 222 amino acids. The record is from RefSeq and is a predicted model, not a curated record. The transcript has 2 exons.
GUCACAGCAGCUGAUUUCUGUUUUGAACUUGGCAAUGAAAAUGAUAUAACAAACAAAACAACUACGAGAAGCCAGCCCAACACAACAAAUAAAUAACUAAAUGGACCAUGUUGUCCACUUCCUCAAGGCAUUGUUGGCUUCUUCAAAGGGCGAAGAUAUCGACCAGCAGCACACUGCUUGCAGAUCACUACGAUGUCUUGGGUAUAUCACGGAAAGCAACGCAAACUGAAAUCAAAGCUGCUUAUUAUCGUCUCUCGAUGUUGUACCAUCCAGACAAGAACCAAGGAAGUGAUUCGGCAGCUUUGAAAUUCAGAGAGAUAACACAAGCCUACGAGGUGUUGGGCAACUAUAAACUACGGAGGCUAUACGACAAAGGUGUAAUACACACAACAACCGAACGACCCGAGGAAUCAAUGAGAGGCGCAGAACCGGAAGAAGAAGAUGAUCCAUCGACAAAAUUCUACAAAUCACGCUUUACAAAAUCCACGGUCGCCGACAGUGACGGGCGUUCGCCCAUCUACAAUCUGGAUGAAUGGUCUCGCAUACAUUAUGCCAAUACGUUUCAACGACGCCAAAAUGCCAAGGAAAAAUAUAAUCGUACCAAGAAACAGGAAAAAGAUGGACGACUCAUGACCCAAAAUGAAAUAUUACUGUUUUUGAUUAUGGUAGCAACGGCACUGGUGUUCCUCAAAUUUUCUCCCGAGUCUACUUUUGGUUCAUCUAAGAAAAGUCCGACUAAUCAAAAGGAAACAGAAAAGGACAGUACUAAGACAUAGCUGAACUUUCUUUUUUGAAGAUUUAGUCAAUUUAGAUAUUUUUAUUUAAAUCGCCGUAAGAAUAAGAGUUAACCUAUUAAUGGCUAUCGAAACGAUUGUGUGAUGACAUUGUAUAGAAAUAAACUAUUAUUUAAAUCCAAA